AUGAGCUGCACCAAUUUACUCGUAAUCGAGGGCGCAAUCGGCAUAAAUUGGGGCCGUCAAAACGCGCAGCGGCUAAUACCUUCCGUGGUGGUCGAUCUCCUCCUCCAAAACCGUGUUCCCGCGGCCCGAAUCUUCUCAACCGAGACCGACAUACUCGAGGCUUUCGCUGGUAGCGGCAUCAACCUCGCCAUUACCAUUUACGAUGUCGACGAAGUCGCCACUUACGAGGAUGCCCGGGCGUGGGUCGACCGCAGGUCCGCAUGGUUCAGCCCCUCUAACAUAACGCGAGUCUACGUCGGGGACCAGAUGUUCGCAUCGGCACUAAAUGACACGACACUGCAGAACAAUGCAAUCGACAUGCUUAACAACACACAAAGAGCGCUCAACGCUGCCGGCUUUAGCCACGUGAAGGCGACCAUGAGCCAUCCUUUUUCCGUAUUAAACAACCAAUUCACAAGGCCUUCCGAAGCCGAGAUCAACGUCUUGGUCCACGAGCAAUUCGUGAGGUACCUCGACAUCGUCAAAGCCAGCGGAGCCCCCGUCUGCAUCAACCUCUUCCCCAUCGAGAUAAUGCGAGCCCUCGGCAUUCACGACAUCGACUUCGCCUUUGCCGACAACCGAUCGACCCACGUCGUGACCGAUAUCGGGGGCGCCGUGUACACCAACGCGUUCGAGUUCAUAUACGACGCCUUCGCGUGGGCCCUCGAGAAGGUCGGGGCCCACGACGUGGAGGUCGUCGUGACCCAGAUCGGGUGGCCCACCGACGGGUACCCAAACGCAAGCGCAACCAACGCCGAGCGGUUUUACAAGGCCCUCCUCCCGCUCGUCUCUGGCGGCCGGGGGACACCCAAGCGACCGGGCAAGCACAUCGACGUUUACGUGCACGCGCUCACGGACGAAAACAAGUACCCACCCGACCGACCCUACGGGCGGCAUUGGGGGAUCUACAGGUCCAACGGGGAGCCGAAAUAUCGGGUCGACCUAACGGGCCAGGGUCGAGACGUGCUCCCGGCCCGGGCCCGCGAAAUCAACCGGAUGCCUGAGCGGUGGUGCGUGUUAGACCCGUCGUUGGAGGACGACGAAAGGGUCGAGGCAGAGUAUAGGGUCGCGUGCGGUGGAGGGGAUUGCACGAGCAUGUACACAGGAGGAUCGUGCAGUGGACUCGACAGGUGGCAGAAUGUGUCGUACGCGUUCAACAUGUAUUUCCAAGCAAAGUUUCAAGACGAGAAGGAGUGCGAGUUCGGAGGGCUCGGGCAGGUCGUGACUGCAGACCCGUCGACGGGUGGGUGCAUGUUCCCGGUGGAGGUCGUGAAGGGGCAGCAGAAAAACUACUCUCCCAAGCUUGCCGAUGGGAGUGGAGUUCAUGAAGUGCCUGGUUCUGAUAUGAUACUUGUGAUUUUGGUUUCAACCCUGGCCAUUUUUUGUUGUGUGAUUCAACUUGUAGGAUAG
Molecule: messenger RNA, 1449 nt
Organism: Striga hermonthica
Lineage: Eukaryota; Viridiplantae; Streptophyta; Magnoliopsida; Lamiales; Orobanchaceae
Source: the annotation of a GenBank genome assembly